This is a messenger RNA of Pteronotus mesoamericanus, 282 nucleotides long. It is a transcript of the gene S100A5, whose product is annotated as S100 calcium binding protein A5. The coding region runs from base 1 to 282 and encodes 93 amino acids. The transcript is spliced from 2 exons. Gene Ontology annotation, molecular function: transition metal ion binding; calcium-dependent protein binding; calcium ion binding. The record is from RefSeq and is a predicted model, not a curated record. Gene Ontology annotation, cellular component: nucleus. Lineage: Eukaryota; Metazoa; Chordata; Mammalia; Chiroptera; Mormoopidae.
AUGGAGACCCCUCUUGAGAAGGCCCUGGCCACGAUGGUCACCACUUUCCACAAAUAUUCGGGGAGAGAGGGCAGCAAACUGACCCUGAGUAGGAAGGAACUAAAGGAGCUGAUCAAGCAGGAGCUGUGUCUUGGUGAGAAAAUGCAGGAGAGCAGUAUCGACGACCUGAUGAAGAGCCUGGACAAAAACAGCGACCAGGAGAUCGACUUUAAGGAGUACUCGGUGUUCCUGACCACGCUGUGCAUGGCCUACAAUGACUUCUUCCUAGAGGACCGCAAAUGA